AUGCCGCUGCGCCCCCCUGUGGUUGGAAGCAGAGUCACCAAGGGUGUUGCUGCCCUGGACUCUGGGGAAAUGCGGGCUGGAACCUUGGCUAUCAGUACAGAUGCCUCCAAGUUCCAAAUUCCUGUGCUAAAGGGACGUGUGGUCUGGAGGAGGCCCUGGGCGGGGGCCGUGCAGGUGGGGCUGGCCUUGCAGCUGGCUUCUCUGGGCUCCCCGAAUGCUGAAGCUGUUUGUGUGUCACCGAGCGGGGCCGAGUGUCCCCAGGCCACCCUCUCCACAUUCCACGCCCGGAUCCGAGGUGAGCUUAUACCGCCGUUUGCCCAGCCUUGUGGCCAAGGAUUCACUGAAUCACGUCACCCGUGA
Rangifer tarandus platyrhynchus (Svalbard reindeer) is the source of this 360-nucleotide messenger RNA. The record is from the annotation of a GenBank genome assembly. NCBI's taxonomy places the organism in Eukaryota, Metazoa, Chordata, Mammalia, Artiodactyla, Cervidae.